Molecule: messenger RNA, 1507 nt
Organism: Glycine soja
Lineage: Eukaryota; Viridiplantae; Streptophyta; Magnoliopsida; Fabales; Fabaceae
Product: AP2-like ethylene-responsive transcription factor At1g16060
Exons: 8
Coding region: 98-1150 (350 amino acids)
Biological process (GO): regulation of DNA-templated transcription
Molecular function (GO): DNA-binding transcription factor activity; DNA binding
Source: RefSeq, a predicted model, not a curated record
UUCCCUAUUCCCUCCCUUUAAAACCCUCUUCAUUGGUGGACUAAGUCAUAUAUCUCCUUAAAAUUAGUAUCUCUGCUUUCAUAUCUUAUUUCUUUCCAUGGCGAAGCAGCAAACACACAAAAUCAAUGCAAGCACUAACAAUAACAUUAGCACAACUAACACUGUCACCGCCAAGGUGAAACGAACAAGGAGAAGCGUCCCUAGAGAUUCCCCACCUCAACGCAGCUCAAUAUACAGAGGAGUCACUAGGCACCGAUGGACUGGCCGAUACGAAGCUCAUUUGUGGGACAAGAAUUGCUGGAAUGAGUCACAGAACAAGAAAGGACGACAAGUCUACCUCGGUGCUUAUGACGAUGAAGAGGCGGCAGCACAUGCUUACGAUCUAGCAGCAUUGAAAUACUGGGGUCAAGAUACCAUUCUUAAUUUUCCGUUAUCGACCUACCAGAAUGAACUGAAAGAAAUGGAGGGUCAAUCUAGGGAAGAGUAUAUUGGAUCACUAAGGAGGAAAAGCAGCGGUUUUUCUCGUGGAGUUUCUAAAUACAGAGGUGUUGCAAGACACCAUCAUAACGGAAGAUGGGAGGCUCGGAUUGGCAGGGUUUUCGGCAACAAAUAUCUUUACCUCGGAACUUACGCAACCCAAGAAGAAGCUGCCACAGCAUAUGACAUGGCAGCUAUUGAAUAUCGAGGAGUCAACGCUGUGACCAAUUUCGACCUCAGCCGCUAUAUCAAGUGGCUUAAGCCCAAUAAUAACAACACCACUGUCAACUCUAAUCUUAUUGACUCUAACCCUAAUUGUGAGACGAACUUUACCUCAAACUCUAAUCAACAACAAGGAUUCAAUUUUUUCAACAGACAAGAGUCAUUCAAUAAUGAAGAAGCGGCAAUGACUCAGCCUCGGCCAGCUGUUGCCACGUCAGCCCUAGGACUUUUGCUUCAGUCAUCCAAGUUUAAGGAAAUGAUGGAGAUGACUUCUGCUACAGAUUUGUCAACACCGCCGUCGGAGUCUGAGUUGCCGUCAUGCACAUUUCCCGAUGACAUUCAAACAUAUUUUGAGUGUGAAGAUUCCCAUAGAUAUGGAGAAGGGGAUGAUAUUAUGUUCAGCGUGCUCAACGGCUUUGUGCCCCCUAUGUUCCAUUGUGAUGACUUUUGAGGCUUGAAGCUGAUCUAAGUGUCCAAAUGCACCCGGACAACAAAAAAAGAUUAAGUGAAGUUGUUUGUUGAUUUCUCUUUUUUCAUUGAUAACUUAGGCUUAUUCUCAGUCCUGUGAAUAUGAAGCAUUAAUUUGUUGACAACAAGACCAAUAAGAAAAUAACAAGAAGAAGAUUGUUUUAUUUGGGAAACUGAUCUUGGAUUAGUAAUCAUGGUGAGAGGAGGAUGUCAACUUGUUCAUUUGUUGUAUUUGUAUAGAGAAUAAGCAUCUCAAAGAAAGAGCAAAACAAAAGAUGCAAAAUGAGUACUCACGUAAUCUUGUAUCAUCUCCUUAAUAUAUCUUUUUUUUUUUUAAGUU